Molecule: messenger RNA, 399 nt
Organism: Lepus europaeus (European hare)
Lineage: Eukaryota; Metazoa; Chordata; Mammalia; Lagomorpha; Leporidae
Gene: SCRG1
Product: stimulator of chondrogenesis 1
Exons: 3
Coding region: 103-399 (98 amino acids)
Source: RefSeq, a predicted model, not a curated record
CACUCUUCUCCUUUUGCCCAAACUCACCCAGGGAGUUGGAGCAUUUAAGAUUUCUCUGCCAAGAAGACCAAAAGGAAAGAAGAAAAAGGAUCAAAAGCCAAAAUGAAAUUUAUAGCACUUGCUGUCACUGUUGGACUAACUUUGCUGCUAGGAGUCCAAGCCAUGCCUGCAAAUCGCCUCUCUUGCUACGGAAAGAUACUAAAAGACCGCAACUGUCACAACCUUCCAGAAGGAGUAGCUGACCUGACACAAAUUGACGCAAACAUCCAGGAUCACUUUUGGGAUGGGAAGGGAUGUGAGAUGAUUUGCUACUGCAAUUUCAGUGAAUUGCUCUGCUGCCCAAAAGAUAUCUUCUUUGGACCAAAGAUCUCUUUUGUGAUUCCUUGCAACAAUCACUGA